AUGGUCUCAAACUCCGCAGCCCUGACCCCGGGGCUGUCGUCGUUCCUCAAAUCCCUGAAAACAAACCCUAUCGAAACGUCAAUCGACAACCUAGUCUCCCUACUGAAACGACGACAGAUUCGUUUAUCACGAUCAUGCGCCAUAGCAACUGCCUAUCUUCUCCUCCGAGUCGUGUCUGCGUUCCGCACCACAGAUGCCACAAAAUUGAUCGAACGGGUCCAAAGUGUCGGUAGGCGGUUGAUGGUUGCCCAACCGAGGGAACUCGUGGUAGGAAAUAUUGUACGACGCGUGCUGGGGCUUAUCCGCGACGAGGCGGAAGACGAGAGAGACGCCGAUUUCUUCCUUGCUAGCGAAGCUGGGUCUGACAGCCGGCCACACACGCCUCAUGGUGCGGAAAGCCAUUCCCCGUCGCGUUCGCAUGUGGCGGACGACCUCACAAUCCCAGCACAAGAUAAGGAUCUCUUAUCGAUUCGACAGGAUGGAUCAGAACGAUCAUCGUCUCGCCCUCCUCUCUCAUCCACCACAACAUCAUCACAAGCGCCUGCCGGCAUUUCUAUGUUCAGUCUUCUCCAGCACCCCGAGGCAGAAUCACCCCAACCGAGCUCACCAGGCACUGUUUCGCCGUCAGGCAGAUUCCAGGGGCAUGGCCAACAUAAGGAUAUUCGAGCCGAGGUCUUGGAUGGCAUCGGUGAGAUUAUUGACGAGCUAGGCCAGGUGGAUGAUCAAAUUGCGGGAUACGCUUUGGAGCAUAUUCAUUCCAACGAGGUUAUCCUCACAUACACGUCGUCGACCACUGUUCAAAAGUUCUUGCUGAAGGCUGCAGCAAAACGGAAAUUCACUGUCAUACAUGCCGAGUCAUUUCCCAACAAUCAUGAUGCUACUCACGCCCGAGUUAGCGGGAGCACCGACAGUGACGGCCAAAACUUAAGUCCUGAGAAUUUCACGAAGCCAUUGACUGCAUUAGGAAUUACUGUCAUUCUUAUCCCAGACUCUGCAGUGUUUGCUAUAAUGUCCCGGGUCAACAAAGUCAUUUUGGGCACGCAUUCAGUUCUGGCUAACGGUGGCCUGGUCGCUGCUGCAGGCACGCGGGUGAUUGCUAGGGCAGCCAAAGUUCACCAGACCCCGGUCGUCGUCGUCAGUGGUAUUUACAAGCUCAGUCCUGUUUAUCCAUUUGAUAUCGAUUCACUUAUCGAAUACGGUGAUGUCAGCAAUGUCAUCACUUAUCAGGAUGGUGACUUGGUCGACAAGAUUGACGUAGAGAACCCUCUCUAUGACUAUGUUCCUGCUGAACUAGUGGAUCUGUAUAUCACAAACUUAGGUGGUCAUGCUCCUUCGUAUCUCUACCGUAUCGUCUCGGACCAUUAUCGCAAAGAAGAUAUUACCUUUUAG
Messenger RNA from Talaromyces atroroseus, 1389 nucleotides. RefSeq lists its product as hypothetical. The transcript has 3 exons. Gene Ontology annotation, biological process: translational initiation. Bases 1 to 1389 code for a protein of 462 amino acids. The record is from RefSeq and is a predicted model, not a curated record. Lineage: Eukaryota; Fungi; Ascomycota; Eurotiomycetes; Eurotiales; Trichocomaceae. Gene Ontology annotation, cellular component: eukaryotic translation initiation factor 2B complex. Gene Ontology annotation, molecular function: guanyl-nucleotide exchange factor activity; translation initiation factor activity.